GGAUGUCCGUUGUUCCGUGGCCGUCGAAGGUCUGCGAAGCGUGAAGUCUCUUCUUAUUACUAUCCGUAGCCCAUCUGCUCGCUCGCGGCUCCCGUCGUGAGACUUUUUUUUCGAGCUUUUUUUCUUUUCUUUUUCUCUCUCUCUCUCCCUUCCAUGCUCUCUCCCUCACGCCGCCAUGGCCUCCUCGGCGCUCCCCGGAAUCCCGGGCUACGACCCUGAUAACCUGCAGCCGUGGACGGUGGCCGUCGUGGUGUCGGUGACGGGCCUGAGCGUGGUGACGGUCAUCCUGCGGCUCGUCAGCCGGCACGUCAAGGCGCACCAGCUCUGGUGGGACGACUACAUGAUCAUCUUCUCGCAGCUGUGGAACUUCCUCGUGGUCGGCUUCAUCUUCGCCAUGUACGCGUCCGGCAUGGGCAUCCACGCGGACAAGGUGCCAUUCGACCAGAUCGUCAUGACGGCCAAGUACCUGGUCGUGGCCGAGAUCCUCUACGUCUAUAACCUCGUCUGGACCAAGAUCAGCAUCCUGCUCAUGUACUACCGCAUCUUCCGCUUCCCCUUCUUCAAGAAGAUGGCCUACGGCAUCGGCGGCUUCGUCAUCGCCUGGGUCAUCACCAUCAUGUUCCUCUUCAUCUUCAUCUGCGUGCCCGUCGAGAAGCUGUGGUACACCGACCUGCCCGGCCACUGCAUCGACCAGGUCGGCACGUGGAUUGCCAACGCCGCCUCCACCAUCGCCACGGAUGUGGCCAUCCUCGUCAUGCCCAUCCCCCAGGUGUGGAAGCUGCAGCUGCGGAAGGCACAGAAGAUCGGUGUGACCAUUGCCUUCUGUCUAGGUUUCUUCGUCGUCUUCGCCUCCGCCUACCGCUUCCGGGUACUCUUCACCUACAGUGCCGCCGACCCGACCUACACGCUGGCGCCGACGGUCGGCUGGACGGCCAUCGAGAUGUCGGCGGGCAUCAUCUCGGCCAACCUGCCAACCAUCGGCCCCGUCAUGGCCAUGGCGGGGCGCAAGCUCGGCAUCCGGGGCUCUCUACUCAGCUCGUCCGGCACCGCCGCCCGCGGCACCGGCAACGGCACCUCCACCAACGCCAGCAAGCUCCAUCUCUCAUCUGCCAACCACCACAAGGCAACCAACUCCCGCUCCGAAGGGGGCGGCCUCCCGGGCCAGAAGCCCACCAAGAAGGGCAGCGUGGGCACCUUCUACCGCCUGUCGGACGACAACAUCCUGGACGGUAGCAGCCGUGGCAGCCCCAACGGCUCGGGUGAGACUGCGGUGGUAGUGGUGGGUGGUGGUGGUAAUACCGACGCACGCCUGCGGCCGGAUCACGAUCAUCACUCGUAUGCCUAUACCGUCACGGGCGGUGGUGGGGGGAAGAAGAAGGGCGAUGGCGACUCGUCGCUUAGCGGGGAUGAGAUUCCCUUACAUGGUAUCAGGGUGCAUACCGACUUUAAGCAGGUGGCGGACUAGAUGGCGGGUUUUUUUUGUGAAGCAACGGGGGGGAAUCGAAAAAAAAGGGGGUUGCGUGGGUGUUUUGUUGUCGGGGUGUAAUGUGAUAUUUUUAAAAGAAAGGAAAGUAGAAUAGCGCGUUGGGAGGUAUCUGUCGGACAGUCAGCCAGUCAGGGGCGCGGGCAUGGAAACAGUCAUGGCUAUCUCGCGCCGUGAGGGGUAUUUCGAUUUGUUAUAAGAUAGCGAUACUAUUUGUAUGUAUUGUACACAUGUACCACCGCGACGAGAUAUGAUUCUCUGUCGGAGCAGGCCGCAGUUGUGGCUUUGGGUUCGCCCUCGGGAAGGGGAUACCCCAAGCUAAGGAGAUGCGAUGCAAUCGCUGGAAGAAAAGGGGGAGGGAUGAGGGGGGAUAUACAAAAGGACUUCCUAUCUAAUAGUUAGGUGUUGAGGUAGC
This is a messenger RNA of Chaetomium strumarium, 1898 nucleotides long. RefSeq lists its product as uncharacterized. The transcript is spliced from 2 exons. Bases 176 to 1465 code for a protein of 429 amino acids. NCBI's taxonomy places the organism in Eukaryota, Fungi, Ascomycota, Sordariomycetes, Sordariales, Chaetomiaceae. The record is from RefSeq and is a predicted model, not a curated record.